AUGGUUGCCAACGUGAGGAGGGAUGACCACCAUGGAACGAUGGAGCUCUGGCAACAAGGAAUGGACCCACGCCUAGUAGUGCCUCUGUGCAUUCGGGAAAACCGACUUGACCAUGAGUUUCCUGAUCCUCCGGGUAAUCCUGCAAAGACUGUGAGGAGUGAGGCGCGACGGGAUUCUUCGCCUACCGCAGUGGCAGAUAUGCUUGAUCAUCAUCCAUUCGAAUCGGAUGUUCCGGGAUCAGACACUACGAAACCAGGCAUGAAGAAGAAGAAGAAGAAAAAGACGAGCGCAAAGACAAAGUUGUUCCGAAAGUGUCGCAAAAGGAGCUCGGCAGCCGACGACGAAGACAUUGACAAGAAGGAGGCACUCAAACGAGAAGCCCUCAAUUUGAAGCGAAUCCAAGAAGAAGAGGAUGCCGAUAUUGCCAAGCUCAGGCAGGAAGAAGAGGAGAGUCCCAAACUGGACAUGCUGGCACACUAUCCCUUAACGAUAAUGGAAGAGGUGCUGAGCAUUCCGAUUCCUGAGCCUGUGGAAUGCGAAGAUGAUGCUGAAGAACUCGUCGAGUUUAUCGAAGAAGAGCCAGAGGUAGUGGAGGACCCAGAGGAGGCGGUCGUUGACUUGGGUCGGUUUGAGGAGCAAGUGCAUUCCCUCAGGCUGUCGCAGAUGGACCUACGCCUUUUUCUCUCCCAUCCUACCUUGUUUGCCCGAAUGCAAAAGGAACUCCGAGACGACGGAGUCAUCACGGAUGAGACACUCAGGCAGAAGCUUCACAUCUUGUGCCGAAAAGAGCGCGACAAUGAUGACAUCGACAUAUCAGAGUGCCGAGAUAUCUUCUCGGAACCAGCCAGGAAAGGUCGAGGCUGGAAUAGCAAUCUACCAUUGGCCUAUAGACGCAUGAACGAAUCAUUCACAGAAAUCGACUGGAAGAAGGAGAUUGAGGAAGACCCCACUCUGUCGCGGGAAGAUAUGAAGACAAGGAGCAAGUGGAGUGACCGAAAGUUGCUCCAUCUGGUGUCAAACUACUCCCAGAAAGGCAGAGACUCCUAUCACACUGAGUUCCAGGAUGGAGUGGAGGAGAACGAUAUGGUGGCUUACGACCAGAAUCUCAUUGAUGGUGUGGAUCUAUUGACCUACUGCGUCCAUGACCUUGUGCCUAUUGUACAGGAGCAGGAAGUCUUUUCGAAUCUUCAGAAGGAGUUGAGAAAGAUUGGAGCGGUGACGAACGAAGUGUUGAAACAGGGACUUCACUUCUAUGUUCGAGAUGUGCGGCUACAAAAAGAACGAGAAGAAGCCGCCAUGCGGGCAAUGGAAGAAAAGGCGUGCCCCGAAGAUCAGGACGAUCUUCGCCGCCGAGGAGGAUCGGCGAAACGUCAACCAUUGCUCACCAAGUUGCGUCUGCGUGCCCGCAAGUAG
Seminavis robusta is the source of this 1413-nucleotide messenger RNA. The record is from the annotation of a GenBank genome assembly. NCBI's taxonomy places the organism in Eukaryota, Bacillariophyta, Bacillariophyceae, Naviculales, Naviculaceae.